AAGAGGCGAAGUACUAUACUGUAAUAAGAAAUUAACCAUGAAACUACACAUCUCUUCAAAUACAUUGGAAAAUAAGCUCUCAGCAAUAACAGCUCUAGGGCAGAUCCCAUGGUACAACACGCUUAGAGGACACUGACUAUUGAAGAUGGGUUUACAGCUACUUUACAUCACUGGAGAAGCACAAAGCAGAUGAAGUGUACUGAUGAAUCUUGGCCUUAAUUUUCAGUUGACUUAUUAGAGAAACUAGCUCUUUGAAAGGAAUGGCUGAUGAGAAAAAGGAAGCCAUUCGCCUCCUUGCAGUUGAAAUGUUGAAUCGCCAACACUGUUAUAAAGAAAAAUAUAACCACACUGAGACAUUCAAAGACAGGAUUGACCAGCGAACAAAGGCACUACAUUCCACUCAAGAGGAUCUUAAAAAAACAAGCAAGAAAUACAGUCAACAGCAUGAACAAAUAAUUCAAAAGUUCAAGGAUAAAGUUGACUGUCAUCAAAAUGAGAAGCUUGAGAUAAUGAAAUAUCAAUACAAUGAAAAAUCUUCCAAAGUUGAAGAAUGUGAGCGGAUCAUAUGGGAACAAAAAGCUGAAUCUGCUAAUGCACUUGACCAACAAACAAAAAAGUAUGUUCUUGAAACUGAAAAGCUAGGAAAGACCUUACAGUCAUUGCAUCUGGAUGUAAUAGCUUCCCAGCAGAAACACAAAGUGGAACUUGCUCAGCUAGAACAGCAGAUAACACAGCUUGAAAGGGACCUUACAGAUGCCAAGAAACUUUGUAGUCAAAAAGACCAGGCAAUACGCAAAAGAGAUGACCUUCUGACAAAGUCGGAAGCUGAUCUCCUGCAGGCAAGGGAAGGUAUCAAAGCUAAAGUUGCUGAGGUGGAGCACCUUGACAGUGUGGUCAAGAAACUGAAAGCAAGUAUCCAGGACACACAGAAAGAAAAGAAUCAGAAGAAGAUAGAAGCCAUCAUACUGAGAACUGAGAUUCAGCAGCUAAAUCAGGAACUGCAGGAUGUGCAUAAGCAGUACAGAGAGACAGCUCCAGAACUUGCCAGUCAAGAUGAAAAACUUCUUCUAAUGGAAUCCAGCUUGAAAGGAACUCAAGAGCAGCUAAGUGAGCAAAUAACAGAAACAGUUCGCCAAGAACAGAACAGUAGAAAAUCACAGACAGAGCUGAACACCCUGAGAGAACAUAUUAUAGCUUCUGAAGAAGGAAUUAGGGAUUACAAAGAAAUGCUUAAAAAACUUCCAUUACUGUUAACAGCAUCAAAGACAGCACAACAGCAAAAGUUUCAUGAAGCUCUCAACAUCCAGCAGUUAGAACCAGUAUCAGCCACGGAACAAGUAAAACAUCUGAAACAACAACUCUGCAAGUCUGAAGAACAGUGCCAACAAGAGGACCAGCAAAGGCAAACUGUCAGGCUGAACAGCACUUCAUAGAAUUGGAAAAGGAGGUGAAGAAUUUCAGACACAAAUAGAGAAAUGAUGCUCAAAUG
Molecule: messenger RNA, 1489 nt
Organism: Mauremys mutica (yellowpond turtle)
Lineage: Eukaryota; Metazoa; Chordata; Testudines; Geoemydidae
Product: uveal autoantigen with coiled-coil domains and ankyrin repeats protein-like
Exons: 8
Coding region: 261-1433 (390 amino acids)
Biological process (GO): spermatogenesis
Source: RefSeq, a predicted model, not a curated record